AUGAUGUCGAGAUCGUACACGAAUUUACUGGACCUGGCCAAGGGGAAUUUUCAGAACAUCAAUCCUGAGAGGAAGGGAUUGUCGAGGGUUAUGAGCGUUCCUGGCAAGUUCUCGGACAUGGAAGACGACGAUGAGCCCGCUUCCUCUGAUAAUCCCUCCACAUUGUCUGUGGACAGGAUGAUCAUCGUCUCGAACCAGCUCCCCGUGAAGGCUGUCAGGAAUCCUGAUGACCAAGGCUGGAGUUUCGCCUGGAACGAGGAUUCCCUGGUUCUGCAGCUCAAGGAUGGUUUCUCUGAAGACAUGGAGGUUUUCUAUGUCGGUUCUUUGAAUGUCGAAGUCGAUUCCAAGGACCAGGAUGAAGUAUCUCAGGUUCUGCUAGACAGGUUCAAGUGUGUGCCGACAUUCCUCCCGCGCGACAUUUACACCAAGUUCUAUGAUGGGUUCUGCAAGAAGCAGCUCUGGCCACUCUUCCAUUACAUGCUGCCUCCUGUUGAGGAAGGCAGCAGAUUCGACAGGUCCUUGUGGGAGGCUUACGUAGCAGCAAACAGGCUGUUCUCACAGAAAGUGGUUGAGAUUCUCAACCCAGAAGAUGAUUUCAUCUGGAUUCACGAUUACCAUCUGAUGGUGCUGCCAACUUACUUGAGGAGGCGGUUUAACAGAAUCCGGAUGGGUUUUUUCCUUCACAGCCCGUUCCCUUCGUCUGAGAUCUACAGGACCCUUCCUGUGAGGGAAGAGAUACUCAAGGCAUUGCUCAAUACUGAUCUCAUUGGGUUCCAUACUUUUGAUUAUGCUCGACAUUUUCUUUCCUGUUGCUGUCGGAUGCUGGGUCUCGAGUAUCAGUCCAAGAGGGGAUACCUUGCACUGGAAUAUUAUGGAAGGACCAUUGGUAUCAAGAUUAUGCCAGUUGGGGUUCAUAUGGGUCGAAUUCUUUCGGUAAUGAAACAAACUGAUAAGGAGUCUUGGAUUUCUGAGCUGAAGAAGCGGUACCAAGGUAAAACUGUGUUGCUUGGUGUGGAUGAUAUGGAUGUCUUCAAAGGGAUCAAUCUGAAACUGUUGGCUAUGGAGCAGAUGCUCAGGCAGCACCCUAUCUGGCAGGGAAAGGCUGUGUUGGUUCAAAUAGUAAACCCUGCAAGAGGCAACGGGAUUGAUAUGGAGGAUAUAAGAACUGAAAUACAAGAUAGCUGCAAGAGGAUCAAUGGCCUAUUUCGAAUGCCUGGUUAUGAACCAAUAGUGAUUGUUGAUACUCCAAUCUCAGUGGGCGAGCGAGUUGCUUACCACAGCAUUGCUGAAUGUGUCGUUGUUACAGCAGUGAGAGAUGGCAUGAAUCUCACACCGUAUGAGUACAUAGUCUGUAGACAAGGCAGUGAUACAUGUACUAACUUCCAUGGGUUGAAGAAGAGCAUGUUAGUGAUAUCAGAGUUCAUCGGUUGUUCUCCAUCGUUGAGCGGUGCAAUUCGUAUCAACCCUUGGAACGUCGAGGCAACAGGCGAGGCAAUGAACCAAGCAAUUUCAACUUCCGACUCCGAACAACAGUUGCGACAUGAAAAGCAUUAUCGGUACAUCAGCACUCAUGAUGUUGCUUAUUGGUCGAGGAGUUUCUUGCAUGACCUGAAGAGAAAUUGUGCUGAUCAUAACAGAAAAAUGUGCUGGGGGAUAGGAUUUGGGUUUGGUUUCAGAGUGAUGGCUCUUGAUCCCAAUUUCAGAAAGCUGUCUGGAGCUGUUAUUGUUUCGGCAUACAAGAUGGCAAAGAGUAGAGCAAUACUGUUGGACUAUGAUGGUACUGUGAUGCAUCAAAACGCCAUCAACAAAUCGCCGACUCAGGAAGUGAUCUCCAUCCUCAACAGACUCUGCGAUGACCCAAACAACACAGUUUUCAUUGUCAGCGGCCGAGGGAGGGACAGCUUGGCUGAGUGGUUUUCUCCUUGUAAGAAGCUUGGUAUUGCUGCCGAACACGGCUACUUCCUGAGGUCUUCUUCUUCCCUUACCAGUAGCUUUUUGUGGACGCAAGAUGGAGGAUGGCAAACCUGCGUACAGAGCAGUGAAUUCGGGUGGAUGCAGAUUGCUAGGCCUGUGAUGAAGUUGUAUACAGAAGCUACAGAUGGGUCUUCCAUUGAGACCAAGGAAAGUGCUCUGGUCUGGCAAUACCGGGAUUCAGACCCUCGAUUUGGAUCAGCUCAGGCGAAGGAGCUGCUCGACCAUCUGGAGAGUGUCUUGGCAAAUGAACCUGUCGCUGUAAAGAGUGGUCAGUUCAUUGUAGAAGUGAAGCCUCAGGAAGUCAGCAAGGGGAUAGUUGCAGAUAAAAUUUUCACGGCUCUUUCGGGAAAGGGGAAAAAGGCUGACUUCGUUCUGUGCAUUGGAGACGAUAGAUCAGAUGAAGACAUGUUUGAAGCAAUUGGGAAUGCACUGGCAGGGAAAGUUCUCGCCUCAAAUGCCUCAGUUUUUGCUUGCACGGUUGAACAGAAACCCAGCAAAGCCAAAUACUAUCUGGAUGACAUAGCUGAAGUUGUUAGCACCCUUGAAUCUCUUGCUGAUGUCUCCACUACUCUCCAGUAGACACACCCACCCACCCUUUUCCUCUCAUCCCGAGAACCACACUGGGACUUCAUAGCAAAGCUUUGUGGGACGGAAUUUUUACUCUUUCUGAGUUUUGUCAGGUUACUUCUGAACUAGAAUGAAUUAGCAUUUGAAGAUAGUAGAUAGAGAGAGAGAGGGAGAGAGAUCUCUUGGCAUUGUUACCCCCUUUUUCUGUUUUCCUUUCUUACGUUCAUUUAGCAGUUUGUGUCGAUUCUUCUUUUCCCAGAAGAGAUUUUCAGAAAGAAUUACGUGUAUAGUUGGACAAUUCAUAACCUUAAGAUGAUAUUUAUUUUUAUCCCCUUUUCUGAAGUGU
Molecule: messenger RNA, 2887 nt
Organism: Linum tenue
Lineage: Eukaryota; Viridiplantae; Streptophyta; Magnoliopsida; Malpighiales; Linaceae
Source: the annotation of a GenBank genome assembly